AAAAACCCAGAUUCCGGAAGGGAAGAAAACAUUACAACAAUGCUUUGAGAAUCCCCGUUUUCGCUUCGAGUUUAUGUUGUUGCUUGCAGCAGAAAGCUGAAAUGUUUCUUCAUAAACACGAAGUUUCAGUCCCAGUUUUCAGACCAGACCCGGAAUCAUUGUCAUCUCGAGCAUACAUGAAGCCCUUGCCCGAAGGAUUGUGGACAACCGGUAUUUGCGAGUGUUACGGAGAUGUUUAUAAUUGUUUGUUUACCGGUAUAUGUCCUUGCAUCACUAUGGGACAAAAUUCCGAGGUUAUCAAUAGAGGAGAAAUAGCCUGCAGAUCGGCCAGCCUCCUCCACGUUGCCUCAGGGGUCGUGCUAUUUGGAUGGAUAUUGGGGUCGAAAAACCGGACGAAGCUGAGGCAACACUUCUCGUUGCCGGAGUCACCGUUUCCGGAUUGGGCCACUCACGUUUUGUGCAUGUGGUGCGCUCUUUGUCAAGAACACCGAGAACUACGAACUCGUGGAGCCGACCCUUCCUUAGGUUGGGAGGGCAAUUUAGCUAAGUGGAUGAAAGAUGGAGCGACUCCUCCGAUUGUGGUACCAGGCAUGAUAAAAUGA
Hibiscus syriacus is the source of this 602-nucleotide messenger RNA. Its product is annotated as protein PLANT CADMIUM RESISTANCE 12-like. The record is from RefSeq and is a predicted model, not a curated record. Lineage: Eukaryota; Viridiplantae; Streptophyta; Magnoliopsida; Malvales; Malvaceae. The transcript has 4 exons. The coding region runs from base 102 to 602 and encodes 166 amino acids.